AUGCUCUUCACAGUGUUUGAGCUGGAAUCUCAAAUUGAUAGCUUUGAAGCUGAGAUGAAGGGGCUAUCUGUUAAGAAAGGAAAAGCAAGACCUCCAAGACUGACACAUUUAGAGUCAUCAGUUGUUCGACAUAAGGCUCAUAUAAUGAAGCUAGAGUUGAUAUUACGGUUGUUGGAUAAUGAUGAAAUGAGCCCUGAACAAGUCAAGGAUGUUAAGGACUUCAUUGAUGACUAUGUGGAACGAAAUCAGGAGGAUUUUGAUGAGUUUGAGGAUGUUGAUAUGUUAUACAACACCUUAUCACCAGACAAAGUAGAAGCUCUAAAAGAUCUUGUUAUCAUUGGUCCACCUGGGCUCGUUAAGGGCGUUGGUGCUACUGUUGUUGUUUUAAGUACGAAAAAUGAUUUGUCUUCACCUCUAAUUCGGUCACCGGGAGCUUCAGUACAGGAGCAAACUGAGGAGACAUUAUCUCAGGAAAAUAUAUCAAAGCAUGGGCCACGGACCCCACCUCCAAAAGCCAUUGACAUCUCAUCAUCUCCUCCAACACCAUCCGGGACCCAGGCAACCCCUAUUACUGUCCCCACUCCAUUUCAUCAUCUCACCUCCUCUUCAGUCCCUCCAAGUCCAAGUCCGGUGAGGGGCGUUUUAGAAAAUUCAGUCUCCAACAUCCCUUCCUCACCUAUAAACAAGGAAGAAGAAGUCGGAGGAUUCCCUAUUCGUAAAUCAUCUCCUGCCCUUAGUGAAUCCGGAUUAAGGAAUCUCGGGAGGGGCAGUUUGACCAGUUUGACAAGUCCAUCUUCAGUUGCUGUCCCUAUCAACCCUGUGAAUAGUAACAUUAUUUCUACCAUUAAUGCCCUUGUUGUUGGUCAAGAUUCGGAACUUUCUAAGAGACAUAUUCUAGGGACAGAUGAGAGAAUGGUUCGGCAGCAUCCUCCUGUUUCAUCUUUGAGUAGCAGAAUGAUGUUGCAAGAUGAUGACAAUGUUAAACUGAAUGUUUCUUUACUAAAAGAUAUUAGUGAUGAUAUUGACUUCUGUUUCAAGCUAGCCAAAGAGGAAUCCCUAAUUCUUCUUCUAGGACUUACUGUAGGUUUGAAAAGCUGGAUUCGUGUAACAUUUGCUACAGACCCAUCUUCUCUUGAAGAAGCUCUUGAUAGAGUGAAGUCUUUUUGCCAAAAGCAUUCUCAUCAGCAAAAGCCUGCUGUAUUGCAUGUUAAGUUACCGAUUUGCCCUGUGCAGGUUCUGACAUUCCCAGCAACCUCCUUCCAUGCCCUGCUGCCUCUCAAAGUUCCUGCAUUCAGGUUAUUCUCUUAG
This is a messenger RNA of Lactuca virosa, 1308 nucleotides long. Lineage: Eukaryota; Viridiplantae; Streptophyta; Magnoliopsida; Asterales; Asteraceae. The record is from the annotation of a GenBank genome assembly.